This is a messenger RNA of Gossypium raimondii (Peruvian cotton), 2070 nucleotides long. Its product is annotated as probable GTP diphosphokinase CRSH, chloroplastic. The coding region runs from base 145 to 1887 and encodes 580 amino acids. The record is from RefSeq and is a predicted model, not a curated record. Gene Ontology annotation, molecular function: calcium ion binding. NCBI's taxonomy places the organism in Eukaryota, Viridiplantae, Streptophyta, Magnoliopsida, Malvales, Malvaceae. The transcript has 4 exons. Gene Ontology annotation, biological process: guanosine tetraphosphate metabolic process.
CUCAACCACACAUAUGUAUGAACAUCAAUCUCAGCCACAAACACUGUAAAAUAGAAAAAUUUUGUAUUGGGAUGGAGAUGGGGGUGGGGAAAAAGUUUUGAGAUUUCCUUUGAUUGAACGAUGCAAUAAUCAACCAUCCAAAACAUGGUGGCAAUAACAUCGGUGGAGGCGCUGUUCCCCAAAUUAAAGGUGGGAGAAUGCGUACCCAAAUCCCAUUUAUUACCACUCUCAUCAUCUAUUCCGCAGCAGCAGCGGCCAUUCAUUUGCAGAGCUGAAGCGUCGGCAAGUAAUGCAAGUACGGCGACAGCGACUGCGUUGGAGCAGAGUGGAGGUGGGAAGAUGGUGGUUGAGUUGGUAGGAGCCUUCAACCAGCUGACCCAGGAGAUCAACGUGUUAUCCAGCAGCUCCUCUCGCUUGCUUUUCAAGUCUCUCAAGCUCUCCAUCCCCAUCUUGCAGGCCUUGCCUCACGCUGUGGAUGGUCGCCCUCUUCUCUCUAAGGCCUUGUCUCUCGCUCUCCUUCUCGCCCAUCUCCAGAUGGAUGCCGAAGUUAUUUCAGCUGGUUUACUCAUCCAAGUUGUGGAAGCAGGUGCCAUUUCCAUCUACCAAGUCCGAGAUCGUAUUGGCAUCGGUACUGCUCAUCUUUUGCAUGAAAGCUUGCGUUUGAAGAAUAUCCCUUCCAAAGUUGAUGUUUUGGAUGAUGAUAGUGCGGCUGCCCUCCGAAAGUUCUGUCUUACUUACUAUGACAUCAGGGCUCUCAUUUUGGACCUUGCUGUCAAGCUCGAUACGAUGAGGCAUCUUGAUUACCUCCCAAGGUAUCAGCAGCAAAUGCUUUCUCUCGAGGUUUUGAAGAUAUAUUCCCCCUUGGCUCAUGCUGUAGGAACCAACUACUUGUCGCUGGAGCUCGAGGAUCUCUCUUUCCGUUAUCUCUUUCCUUAUUCAUACCUAUACGUUGAUACAUGGCUACGAAGCUACAAGACUGGAAAUAAGUCUCUGAUUGACAUAUACAAGGAAGAGCUGCUCCAAGCUUUGAAAGCUGAUCCUAUCUUAGUUGACAUGGUCAAUGGUAUAUCUGUUAAGGGCCGCUACAAAAGCCGGUACAGCACAAUGAAGAAGCUCUUGAGAGAUGGGCGUAAGCCGGAAGAAGUAAACGAUGUUCUCGGAUUACGAGUCAUAUUGAACCCUAGGUCUGGCAUAGACAUGUCACAAGUAGGUGAAAGAGCAUGCUAUAGGACACAUGAAAUAGUUCAAUCGUUAUGGAAAGAAAUGCCUCAUAGAACAAAAGACUAUAUUGCAAGGCCCAAAGCUAAUGGGUAUAAGAGCUUGCAUAUGGCAGUUGAUGUAAGCGACAAUGGAACACCUAGACCACUUAUGGAAAUACAAAUACGCACUACGGAAAUGGACAUGUUAGCCACAGGUGGAACUGCAGCCCAUUCAUUGUACAAAGGUGGCCUAACUGAUCCAGAAGAGGCAAAGAGACUUAAGACCAUAAUGAUUGCAGCAGCAGAACUUGCAGCACUGCGGCUUAAAGAUUUCCCAUCCACAAUUCAUAAAGGCAUCGAGUUUGGUCAAGGAGAUGAAGUAUUCCGCCUUCUCGACAAGAAUGGUGACGGGAAGAUUAGCAUCGAAGAACUAAUGGAAGUUAUGGAAGAGCUUGGUGCAUCAGGGGAAGAUGCCCGAGAAAUGAUGCAGCUCCUUGACUCAAACAGUGAUGGUUCUCUAAGUACUGAUGAAUUUGACUUGUUCCAAAAACAGGUUGAAUUUAUGCGUAAUUUAGAGGACAAAGAUGUGAAAUACAAGGCGAUGUUGAACGACAAGCUCCAACUAGCAGACAACAGUGGGUUGAUUCAGGUAUAUAGUAAAGAAUUUGGUGACAGGCUUGCGAAUUAGAUGACCAAUUGUUGAAAGGUAAUCUGAUUGAUCAUUGUAGGCCGAUUCUAUGCCCAUGUAAAUCAUACAUACGGUUGUAUAUGUAUAUAAGCAUACUGGAAAGUUAUGAUUUUCUUUAGAAUUGUAAUAUUUGAAGAAUAGAAUAUAUUCAUAAAUGAAUGUAAAUGAUACCUGUUAUGAAUU